AGCAUCGAGGGUUUUAUUGUGGAUGAGAGUAUGGUGGCUCAAUCACUAAACCUUCCCUUAACUGCAUUUACUUCACCAACAACCUCUCUAUCGAUUCGAUGGAUAAAUUUCACAUGCUUUUAUUACGGUAUUGCAAGACAAGAAUGGAUAGAGAAGAAUCAGUGGCUUCAAACAGUCAAAGCCAAACCCAUUGCAAGACAAGAAGGAAAUGGCAACAAAAGCAAAAGGAAGUUCAAAAUUGAUAACUUUGUACGAAUUGUGGUCAACAUUAGAUGAAGACUUUAAAGCCUUAAUUAACAACAUAAUUGAUAAUAAUGGGGAUGGUAGUUCUUUGUUAAGACUCUUGAGACUUAUCCCCGAUAAACGUGUAGAAAUUUCAACAUUUUUGUUGCAAGAGUUCAUGACACUUUAUGAACAUAUAGAAAAUGAUUUUUAUUUUCGGGUUUGUGGUCAACAACGCAUGAACGUCACAUUGGAGGAUGUUUUUAUUUUUGACCCAUUUGCCUAUUAUAGGCAGACCAAUUGUCCCCAUUAACAAUAGAGAUCCACAUGCUUUCAAUCGACUUUUUUCAGAAAGUCCAUCUUUACUUUCCCUAGUCAAGUUGAGAAAUAUUUGUUGUGAUACAAAUAGAAAUGAUGAUGACAGGAUCAAGGCUGUCCUUCUAAUGAUUGUGACAUGCUUGAUUGCUCCAAAUGGGAAUGGACAGAAUUGCAAUACUUCUUACGUCCAAUUUAUCGAAAAAUUGGACGAAGUUAACUCUUAUGCUUGGGGAGCUGCAAUGUUAGCAUACUUGUAUCAAGGCAUGAAGGGAUGGAAGACCGAUGAUAAGGCAAUUGACGGCUUCACCUGGCUUAUAAUGGGCUUCUUCUUUUCUCAUUUUAGAGGUCUUUAUUCGAUCUUCAAUAUUACUGUGGAGGAAAAUCAGGCUCUUGAUAAGCCAAAACUGGCAUAUUUGAUAGAGUCACUUGAGAGAAUAGGCGCAAACCACCUCAAGAAGGCCAACAGCGCAUUACAAUUGAAGUUGAAUUUGGUACAUGACCUCCUGAGAACGGAGGAGAAUAUAGAAGCAGAUAUGAGACCCAUUACUUGGCAUCCAUACAAUUUAGAAAUGUUGCCCCCCCACCUACAUGAUCAGAUCCAGUAUCGUACUGUCGUCACCCCUUUAUUUUGCUACAACUAUGUGGAGCAUCAUCGUCCACAUGUUGUAGCAAAACAAUUUGAAGUCCUUGAUGAGGUUGACUUACAAGAUGUUGGAUCUGAUCUGAAAACGAUAAAAUUCAAAGCAAAUAAAGGAAAUAAUUCAAUCAAUUUCCGAGAAUAUUAUAAAAAAGAGGUGAUACAAUGGGAGGAAAUUGGUAGUCGGUUAGCAGAAAACUACCACCCUGGUCAACAAUCCACUCCCGAGCCAGAAGCUGCUCACCAAAGCUCGGUGAAGCAUUUUGAAGAGUCAAAGUGUGAGAGCACGAAGAAGCAUUUUGAAGAGUCCAAGGCUUGAAGCAAAGAGCACCUGAGAACUGGACCUUUAGAUUAUAUGGAGUAUAGUUGAUCAUGCUCUACUUAUGUUAUAUUUUUGCUUUGUCUUUGACCAGCACCAAGCCUGUUGGAUGGGGUCACUCUUAUUAUUAUUGAUGUAUCCAAACUGAGUUUCCACUCUUCUUAUAUAUGAGAAGUUUUUUGUCUUUGCAAAAUC
Messenger RNA from Lathyrus oleraceus (garden pea), 1691 nucleotides. RefSeq lists its product as uncharacterized. The record is from RefSeq and is a predicted model, not a curated record. The coding region runs from base 480 to 1496 and encodes 338 amino acids. Lineage: Eukaryota; Viridiplantae; Streptophyta; Magnoliopsida; Fabales; Fabaceae. Gene Ontology annotation, biological process: meristem maintenance; meristem development. The transcript is spliced from 4 exons.